AGUUAGAGGGCAACAGUCUACCAUGUGUUCAGCUACCCAUCUUCCCUCUAUUUUACUUUCUACACCCCCUUUUCCACUUCCUUAAUUCAAUUCUAUACUAGUAAUAAGCUUCUAGAAUACUAAUUGCACACUUGCACUGCCUUAUUAUAUUAGGAAUUGACUUGCUAUUAUAGUCCUAUAUAUUACCACUCAAUCAUUUCCUUAUUAUGCAAAUUAACAACAUUUUUAAUCACCCACAUCUUUAUUAUAAAAAGAAAAGAGAGAAAAUAUAGAAACUUAAUUCAUUACUCUUUUUAAUUUGCUAUUGCAAUGGCUGACACAGAAUCCUCCUCUAACAAUGUUUCAGCUGAUUCUAGAGAUCAAAAAUCUAGCCAAGAUUCAAAACUUGAAUUUUCUGCGGAUGAGGAAAUCCUUAUUACUAUGGUUUAUAAUCUGGUUGGGGAGAAGUGGUCAUUGAUUGCUGGAAGAAUUCCUGGAAGAACAGCAGAAGAAAUAGAAAAGUAUUGGAAUUCAAGAUACUCUACUAGCGAAUGAAUGCCAGAUAAGAAUGAAUCAAGAAAAUAAUUUAUGAGUGAUUUUGAAGGAUAUGAAAUGAAAAUUGAUUUUUUUAUUAUUAUGAAUCAAGAAAUGAAUCUUACAAUUCUAUUUCGUAUUUUAAUUUUAAUUAUAUUAUCCACUUUGUUCGUGUAA
Messenger RNA from Trifolium pratense (red clover), 690 nucleotides. RefSeq names its product MYB-like transcription factor ETC1. Gene Ontology annotation, molecular function: transcription cis-regulatory region binding. Bases 310 to 534 code for a protein of 74 amino acids. The transcript is spliced from 3 exons. Lineage: Eukaryota; Viridiplantae; Streptophyta; Magnoliopsida; Fabales; Fabaceae. The record is from RefSeq and is a predicted model, not a curated record. Gene Ontology annotation, cellular component: nucleus. Gene Ontology annotation, biological process: cell differentiation.